UCUAACCGUUGUCACAGAAGACUUGACACUUCUCGGGAAACGAGGGGUCUGGCCUCGGAGAAGCAGGUCUGUGCUGAUUCCAGGCUUAUGAUAGCGCAGUAAGAGUGCCCUUCUUAGCGUGUUUGAGCCGGAGUAUCUAUUUUACAGGAAGAAGAAUCUUGUUCUCUUUUUUUCAUUUUCUUUUGUGGACUAAAAAUACCAAAAUGGAGACCUAAACCCUUAAAAGGGACAUAGUCUGAACUCGGGGAGGUAGUUUUGUGCAUGAGUAAAGAAAAUAGUUAAUCAAAGUUAUUGAUACCUGACAAUUGUUAAAUUUUGAAACAUGGUCCAUUGAUAAAUGGUCUAACUAUGAUGUAAUGAAAAUUGAUAAUGUGGCAUAUAGAAAAUAUAAGUGGUCAUAUCAAGGUCAUCAGUGUACAGCAAUAAUCCUUUGAAAGUCACCCAGUGCUAACAGCUCUAGUGAAGAGAAGUGAAUAUUUUCUAUUAGUAUAAAAAUGAAUCCUUUAGAACAAAGAAUUAGCCUCAAACUUUUUGUGAAGUUAACUACAUUUUCAAAUAAGACAUGUGUUACGUUAAAAAAAAAUUGUGCGGAUGAAAAAAUAGCCAGACCAAGAAUUUUUGGCUGGCAUAAAAGAUUUAAAGAAAGCAGGGAAGAAGUCAGUGGUGGUACAUGAAGUAACUGUCUAAUCUCCAGUGAAGAUCACAGAAUCAAGGAAUUCUAGAAUUGGAAAGGACCUUAGAGGUUACCUAAUUCAACCCCUUCUGUGCAGUGGGUGAAUCUCUAUGGUAUCCCUAAGUGGUCAUGUGACUGCUGUUUGAACACAUCUAGUGACUCAAACAGCUCACUUUACAAGGCAGUCUAUUCCAUUGAAGGAUAGUUCUUUUGUGAGCUGAACUCUGCUUCCUGGUAACAUCUGUAACAUUCUGAUACUGUCUGAUCAGCACAGAUUACACUAAGACUAUGAGGUGCUGAAAGAGUCUGAAAUUUAAUUCAUUCACAUAGGCAUUAGAAGAACAAUGGAUGAAAAGUUAAAUUUAGGUAAAGAUGGAUUCACUCUGAAAAAAAAACGAACAUGGAGAAUGCUUCUGGGAAAUAAAUGAUGCAUUUUGCAAACUUGGUAUUUGAUCUUUCAAGUAAAGUUAGAUAAAAUAGAAGCAUCUGUUGAACAUAGAAAGCUAAUAAAAAAUACUGUGUGAGUCAAACACUAUUAAAUAUGUUACCUAUUUAAGGCUGGUGGUAUACUGUUGCACCUUAGUAACCUGAAAUAAUGCAUGUACCUCAAAGUGUCUGACACUAACUAGGGCCCAAAAGCACUUUACACACCUCCAAAAGUAUCUAACUUUUUAAGUUUAUAUAAUAGCACAUAUAUAAAGACAGUGAUAUAUAACUUCAAAGUGUGUUAUACCCCUUUUGAAAGUAUGUGAAGUCUCUAGCUACCAUAAUGAAAUUUAGGAUAUCUCUAUGAACCUCAAGUAUUUGGCAUGAAAAAUUAUAAAGAAUUUCAUUUGCAGGUUUUUAGCCUGGUUCUUUAGUACCAUGGUUUUAACCAUGAAGGAUGCACAAAACUACCUCCCCAGAGAAAGACUUGUCCCAUUUUUGCCCCUUGAAUCUAAUGAACGUAAUAGAAGAUAGCAACCUAUAUGAACUGAAAUAUGACUUUUCUUGUGAACUCUACAGAAUGUCUACAUAUUCUGCUUUCCCAGUCAAUGUUCCAAUCUCAGAAAGGAGUCUUGCUCGGGCUGGAUUUUAUUACACUGGUGUGAACGACAGAGUUAAAUGUUUCUGUUGUGGCUUAAUGCUGGAUAAUUGGAAACAAGGAGACAGUGCUAUUGACAAACAUAAACAGCUAUAUCCUAGCUGUGCAUUUAUUCAGAAUUUGAUUGUAGUUAACAAUCUAGAAUCUUCCUCUCAGUCUGCAUUUUCUUUUUCAGGGAUGAAUAAUGUCACAUGCUCAUUAUCUCCCAGUUCAGAACAGAGUGGAUAUUUCAGUGGUUCUUAUUCCAGUUUUCCACUAGAGCCAGUGACUUCCAGGGUAGUUGAGGACUUGUCCCCUUUGAACACCAGCCCCUAUAGUUAUUCAAUGAGUACUGAAGAUGCCAGAAUUCUUACUUACCAGACAUGGCCACUGACAUUUAUGUCACCACUGGAUCUGGCAAAAGCUGGUUUUUACUACAUAGGACCUGGAGACAUGGUAGCUUGCUUUGCCUGCGGUGGGAAACUGAGUAAUUGGGAACCGAAAGAUGAUGCCAUGUCAGAACAUCGGAGACAUUUUCCCAACUGUCCUUUCCUGGGAAAUCAAAUCCAAGAAACAUCAAGGUUCAGUGUUUCUAAUCUGAGCAUGCAAAGCCACGCAGCCCGUAUGAAAACCUUUGUGACCUGGCCAUCUCAGAUUCCAGUUCCUCCAGAGCAGCUUGCAAGUGCUGGCUUUUAUUAUAUGGGUUGUGAUGAUGAUGUCAAAUGCUUCUGCUGUGAUGGUGGACUGAGGUGUUGGGAAUCAGGAGAUGAUCCUUGGGUGGAGCACGCCAAAUGGUUCCCAAGGUGUGAGUACUUGAUCGCAAUGAAAGGACAACAGUUCAUCAAUCAAAUUCAGGCUAGUUAUCCUCAUCUUCUUGCACAGCUGCUAUCUACAUCAGAUACUCCAGUGGAUGAAAGUGCUGAGCUACCAAUUAUUCAUUUUGGACCAGGAGAAAACCAUUCAGAAGAUGCAAUCAUGAUGAAUACAUCUGUGGUCAAAGCAGCUUUGGAAAUGGGCUUUAAUAGAAGGCUAAUAAAACAGACAGUUCAGAGUAAAAUCUUAACAACUGGAGAAAAUUACAAAACAGUCAGUGAUCUUGUAUCAGAUUUACUUAAGGCAGAUGAUGAAACAAGGGAAGAGGAGAAAGAACAACAAACUGAAGAAACAGAAUCAGUGGAAAAGAAUAUAAAGUAUAUUCCAGCAGCAGAUGUUUCAGAUUUGUCAAUAGAAGAACAGUUGAGGCGAUUACAAGAAGAAAGAACAUGUAAAGUUUGUAUGGACAAAGAAGUAUCAGUUGUCUUUAUUCCUUGUGGACAUCUAGUAGUUUGCAAAGAAUGCGCACCUUCCCUAAGAAAAUGCCCUAUUUGUAGAAGUACAAUCAAGGGUACAGUUCGUACAUUUCUUUCAUAAAGAAAAAUCAAUAAUCUUCCAGACUUUUGUAGCUAAGGAAUUUGAAAUGUUUUCUUAAGCCUUCAGAAGUAAAGAUUAUUAUUGUUUAUACCUGAUUAACUUCUAUUCUGACUCAUUUUCCCCUCUC
Trichosurus vulpecula (common brushtail) is the source of this 3273-nucleotide messenger RNA. Its product is annotated as baculoviral IAP repeat-containing protein 2-like. The record is from RefSeq and is a predicted model, not a curated record. Gene Ontology annotation, molecular function: cysteine-type endopeptidase inhibitor activity involved in apoptotic process; ubiquitin protein ligase activity. Lineage: Eukaryota; Metazoa; Chordata; Mammalia; Diprotodontia; Phalangeridae. The transcript is spliced from 8 exons. Gene Ontology annotation, biological process: negative regulation of apoptotic process; regulation of cell cycle; positive regulation of protein ubiquitination. Gene Ontology annotation, cellular component: nucleus; cytoplasm. The coding region runs from base 1557 to 3146 and encodes 529 amino acids.